AAUCACAUCUAUUGCUGAGUUGAUAUCAUUCAAAGGAUCAAUCGGAGUGUUAAGUGGCAGUUUGCAGUCGAUGAUCGAUGUCGAUGUUUUAGAUUACCUAUAGGAUGCAAAUACUACUAACAGUUCAAAAAACGUAUCGGCGAUAAUCUUUAAAGAAACAAUUCAGUUUAAAAAAUGCGUAUUCUUAGUGAGAAGACGUCAAAACUGGUUUCGCUUUUGUGGGAAAGAAUCUCUUACGAGUUUUGUGAUGCCACGUCUAUUCAUGGAUUCAAACAUUUUGUAGGGCGCGAUAAGCUGUAUCUAGAAAGGGUUUUUUGGAUAGUACUACCAUUCGCAUCUCUAUACUUUUGCCUUGAUUUUGUAUAUUCUGUGUACGAGAAGUGGGAACGUGACCCCAUAAUUAUCAGCUUGGACAAACAGCCCUCUUCAAUCUACACGAUCCCUUUCCCAGCGGUUACGAUCUGUCCGGAAACGAAGGUGAAAACAUCGGAGCUCAAUUUUACGCAUGCAUUCAGCCUUCUUCGCACGGGAUUUCUCAAUGAAUCGAAGGAUGGGGAACGAAUUCGCAAGGUUUUGGCCCUACUACAACUUUGCGAGUACAAUUUGUACGAAAGGUACGAUCAUCCAUUACAUCACAACGAUUUAUCAGUAAUGCUCAAAAGCAUGGCGAUUCCACCGCUUGAGGUGUUCAAUUCCUGUAUUUGGAAGGGGAAGCCCAUCAACUGUUUGAAACUAUUUAAGAGCUCGUUGACCAAUAUGGGGUACUGCUAUACGUUUAAUUCGCUAGCUAACAGUGAUUUGCUGCGCGCAGAGGAGUUGGACCCAAGCAUUAACACCUUCAACUCGGAAAUCAAUCCUUCCGACUGGACACUCGAUUUGGGCUAUCGCAACGGCGCUGGUACGAAAGCAUUUCCUCGCAGAGUAAUCACCGGAGGGUACUAUGGCGGUCUGGAAGUUUCACUUCUGGUGAAUAAAAGUGAUAAAGAUUAUUUAUGCGAGGAUUCUUUCCAGGGAUUCAAGGUACAACUCCACAUGCCGAACGAAUAUACUCUACUAAUGAAUCAGUUCUUCCGCGUUCCAGUGGACCAGCAACUGCUCGUAACGGUGGCACCCAGCGUGGUUAUCACCGAUUCGAAGGUGAAAUAUUACACACCAGAUAUGCGACACUGCUACUACACAAACGAGCGACGCUUGCGCUUCUUCCGAAUCUACACAAGAAAGAACUGUGAGAUUGAAUGUCUGACCAAUCACACUCUGAGUCUCUGCGGAUGUGUGAGGUUCUCGAUGCCUCGUCCUCCGAGGGCACCAAUUUGUAGUCUUCGAGAUGCUUCGUGCUAUCAGGAGGCACUCUCCAAAGUGUUGAAGCUGGAAGCAAUGAUCACGGAAGGUGUUGAUCGAAAUAUUUCAGAAUACUGCAACUGUCUACCAUCGUGCAAUAACGUCGUGUACGAUAGUCAGGUUUCCCAAGCGGAUUGGGAGUGGCAGAAGAGACCAUGGAUUGAUAACUCCAAGCGGCAGCACCUCACGAUGGAUAAUGUUCAUCAAUCGAAGAUCGUGAUCUACUUCAGAGAGGCACAGUUCAUGCCACUGAAACGAAAUGAACACAUUGCAUUCAGUGAUCUGGUGGCAAGCUGUGGCGGGUUGUUAAGUCUAUUCACGGGCGUGAGCAUUCUAAGCUUGUUGGAGCUGAUUUACUACUGCACGUUGAGACCCUUUUCCAUAUGGAGACGGUUAAAACGCGAUGAAAGUACGGAGGAUAUUGAAGCAAAAUGUGAGUGUACAGAAAAGGUGGAACCUGUUAUUCAAUAA
Toxorhynchites rutilus septentrionalis is the source of this 1809-nucleotide messenger RNA. Its product is annotated as pickpocket protein 28-like. NCBI's taxonomy places the organism in Eukaryota, Metazoa, Arthropoda, Insecta, Diptera, Culicidae. Gene Ontology annotation, biological process: sodium ion transmembrane transport. Bases 175 to 1809 code for a protein of 544 amino acids. Gene Ontology annotation, cellular component: membrane. Gene Ontology annotation, molecular function: ligand-gated sodium channel activity. The transcript is spliced from 5 exons. The record is from RefSeq and is a predicted model, not a curated record.